UAAACUUUUAUCACGUGUAUGUGUGUACAUGCGAGUGUAUUGCUCGACUGUCAGUGUAAUAGUUGUGUCUGUGUUAAGCAAGUUUAACAAAAUGACAACGAAAAUUAAUUUAACAACCCCGAAUGGCAUAGAACUUGAGUAUUGCUUUGCAAAGGGGAUAUAUUUUAGAGCCUCAACGCUAGAGCACCUGACCGAUGGUGACCUGUCCAAACAAGUUGAAAACGUGCAAAACCUUCCGAUUCGUGAUGACGACGUCUACCUUGUUACGUUUCCAAAGUCAGGAACUCACUGGCUCUGGGAAAUCGUCUGCAUGCUACGAAAGGGCAAAUCUGAGUACGAAAAGGACGUAAAGGAAGUGGCAUUCCUUGACUUCAAGUCCACAGAACAAAUCGAGGCACUUCCGUCUCCUCGUGUCAUCAACUGUCACUAUCCCGUUCAUCUUACUCCGCGAGAGAUAUUCACGAAAGGCAUCAAAAUUAUCCACGUACAAAGGAAUCCAAAGGAUAUAGCCGUUUCGUACUUCAAUCAUAUUUUUAAGUUUAGCAAAAAGCCUUCACCGCUGAAAACGUUCAGCGACUUCCUGCCGUUAAUGCUCGGGUCGUACGGCAUAGAUCUAUAUUACCCUUGGUGCAAAUAUGUAAAGGAGUGGGAAAAGUUUUCCAGAAAACAUCCUGAUCAAAUUCUUAACCUGUACUUUGAAGACGUAAAAGAGAACCCGAUUCGGGAGAUUCGCAAAGUCAACGAGUUUCUUGGAACAAAGUGCAGCGACGAGCUUAUAGCCGAUAUAUCUGAGGCUUGCGAGUUUGAAAAUCUGAAGAAAGCGGACGCUGAAGUGAAAGACAAAAAGGCGUUUUUCAAUCAUGAAGGACCUUCCCCAAUGUAUCGUAAAGGCGAAGUUGGCGAUUGGAAGAACUGGUUCACAGUGAGUGAAAGCGAGCAGAUGGACCGAUGGCUCAGUGACAAUUUAACCGACACCGACUUGAAGUUCAGAUAUGAAUUAUAACGACGAAAUCGAUUUGCAAUGGAUUAAAGCCACACACCUUGAAAUGAAAUACAUGGCAUAGUAAAUUAAAGUAUAAAUAAGAAACAUAUUUUAUCUAUGCCAAUUAGCAUAUAUCUGGUGGUAACAAGGUAGAAAUCCGUCUUUUUUGCGCUUUACAACUUAAAAAUAAUCGCGUUUGUCGAAAUGGACGUAUACGUCUAGAUAUCCUACUUUCGGUUUUAAAAGCGGUACCGUUUGAAAAAUAAUAUAUUAUAUGCUAACUAGGCAACAUAUUAAAUUUUAUCUAUGCCAAUUAGAAUAUAACUGGUGGUAACAAGGUACAAAUCCGUCUUUUUGCGCUUUAAAACUUAAAAUUAAUCGCGUUUGUUGAAAUGGACGAAUACGUAUAGAAAUGAUACUUUCGGUUUUAAAUUAAAUAAAUAAAUAAAUUACUUGCUAACUAAGCUAUAGAUUUAAUCACAAUUUUGCACACUUUCAAAUUGCAUCUAUAUGUAUAGAUUAACAUGUAUUUCAUUUCAAGGUGUAUGGCUUUAAGCCUCGUGAAAUAUUAUUGUUUUGGCACAGCAUUGAAAGUCAAUUGACACUAGAGUUCAUGUAUCUCUUCACUCUUGCUUGGAUAAACAUUGAUUAAUUAUUGAAGAUACGUUGAAAAUAUUUAUUCACAAACCUUUUCAUUUCAACGAUUGACGAAUUUAAAUUUGUAAAUAGUUAUUUUGUCCGGUAUUUCAAAAAUCAUAUAUUGGAUUACCUUAGACAUGGAAAAGAUAAAUAUCAAUCGUUAUCUACGCAUAGGUGCUGCACCAGUUUUGAAGUGUAGAUAAAUCCAGAUUUUCGAUAAAAUUGAUUACAUUAUUCUGUGAAAUUAAAUGCAGUUAAUCUGCAUCGAUGACUUCGUGUAGGCACAUGAGUAGGGAUUUACGCAUAUCUGUAUGAACUAUUGUGGGUAUUUUUGUAUUUCGGGUUUUUGCGAAGGUUAAGAAGCAAUCUUUCGGCGGAUCAAAGACAAUAAACGCAAUUAAAUGAUGACGGUGUUCUUGUCAACACCUUAUUGAAAUAAUCCCUGCGCCUUAAUUACCGAAAAAAACUACAUAUGGAUGUGUAAUUGUUUGGUUAUUGUAAACUACAUUUACUAGCAAAUAGCUUAAGUGUGUAUAAGUGGUUGGAAUCGGUUCCCCAAAACCGAGGUGAUUAAUCGGAGACCAUACUCCGUGAUUAAUCGAUUAUUCAGCAUUUUAUACAAAAAAUGAACUUUUUAAUAUUUUUACCGCUUUUUUUGUUGAUAUAAACAUUAUAUUGCUAUAUUUUAUUAAAUAAGAACUUUAUCAUGAAUAUUCCUUAUGUGUUUUGUGAUUUAAUAAUUAAUAAAUGCUACAAAAUCUUG
This is a messenger RNA of Dreissena polymorpha, 2384 nucleotides long. Its product is annotated as sulfotransferase 1A1-like. Bases 29 to 1003 code for a protein of 324 amino acids. Gene Ontology annotation, biological process: sulfation. Gene Ontology annotation, cellular component: cytoplasm. Gene Ontology annotation, molecular function: sulfotransferase activity. Lineage: Eukaryota; Metazoa; Mollusca; Bivalvia; Myida; Dreissenidae. The record is from RefSeq and is a predicted model, not a curated record. The transcript is spliced from 6 exons.